This is a messenger RNA of Cuscuta campestris, 1352 nucleotides long. Lineage: Eukaryota; Viridiplantae; Streptophyta; Magnoliopsida; Solanales; Convolvulaceae. The record is from the annotation of a GenBank genome assembly.
CUUUUAAAAAAUUAAACAAAUUUAAUUAUCUUUGUAAUAAAAAAAUAUUUAUUUAGUUUAUAUAUAUGUGGAUGUUCACCAUAAAAACCAAGUACAUGCACGAAUUUGCCCACCAGUAAAAGGUUCAACAAAGUGGCAUGGCCACUUCAAUUCCUCUCUAUAUAUAAGCAUUUGGCACACUUUCAUUCAUUCAUCAAUUCACACCCCCCCCCCCCACACACAGAGAAGAAUUACCUCCAAACCAAACAUAAAAAGGAAAAUGAUAGGUUGGGAUGACGUGUACAAGGUGGUGGCCACCAUGGCCCCACUCUACGUGGCGAUGGUCUUGGGUUACGGUUCGAUCCGGUGGUGGAACAUGUUUAAACCGGAUCACUGCGACGCCAUAAACCGGUUCAAUUGUUUCUUUGUCAUCCCAUUCUUCAACUUCCAUUUCCUCUCUCAGGUUCAUCCUUACCGGAUGAACUAUCCCUUCCUUGCCUCAGACAUUGUCACUAAAUCAGCAGUCAUUGUCGCCCUCGCCUUGUGGGCCAACUUUGCCAAAAGUGGAAGCCUAGAUUGGUCCCUCACCACCUUCUCAUUAUCUUCCAUGAACAACACCCUCGUAGUAGGGGUUCCGUUGAUGCAAGCCAUGUACGGGCCAUUGGGCUAUGACAUCGUUCUCCAAGCAGCCGCCAUUCAGAUGUCGGCAUUGCUAAACAACAACACGACGACAAAGGCUGUAGAGAAUACAAAUAAUAAUAAUCACAAUAAUGCAGGUGUUUCGUCCAUUGAAAUGGAGAUAGUAGAUCUUGAACGGAGUUAUAAUCCGGCGGCGGUGGCGGCAGGCAAUUCGCCGUCGUUGAAGCCGUUGAUCAAAGCCGUGUUUAUCAAACUUUCCAAGAAUCCUAAUUCUUAUGCAUGCUUUCUUGGCCUGGUUUGGGCCCUAAUAUCCAAUAGGUGGAAUUUUCAUAUGCCUUGCAUCUUGGAGGAUUCUAUCUUGAUCAUGUCCAAGGCUGGUAGUAGUGUUGCCAUGUUCACUACUGGGCUUUUCAUGGCGUCACAAGAGAAGAUAAUAUCGUGCGGUCCGGUUUUAACCAUAUACGGUUUAGUUUUGCGGUUCGUAGUCGGACCGGCGACAACCGCCAUGGGCGCCGCCCUUUUGCGUUUGCACGGUGAAGUCUUCAAGAUUGCUAUAGUGCAGGCCGCAUUGCCACAAGCAGUAACUUCAUUCGUUUAUGCCAAAGAAUAUGGAAUCCAUGCCGAUGUUCUCAGCACUUCGAUUAUAAUUGGCACAUUCGUUUCUCUACCGGUGUUGAUUGGAUAUUACGCGGUUCUCGACCUCUUAUCCUAGCUAAUAAAUUAGAUUAAUAUUC